Centropristis striata (black sea bass) is the source of this 3736-nucleotide messenger RNA. Its product is annotated as interleukin-1 receptor accessory protein-like 1. Gene Ontology annotation, molecular function: interleukin-1 receptor activity. Gene Ontology annotation, biological process: negative regulation of exocytosis; signal transduction. The record is from RefSeq and is a predicted model, not a curated record. Lineage: Eukaryota; Metazoa; Chordata; Actinopteri; Perciformes; Serranidae.
CUGGAUUGCCCAGCUGCAGGUGUAAUUCAUUAAACUAAUUACAGCGCAGAAAAACUAAACUUGUGUACAGUGCAAAUGUAAGCAGAAACUAAUACAAAAUAAGAAAUUUAACUUUAAUGGAAGCGGAAAUGUUUCAGCAACAGAUCUGUGCCAUGUUUGAAGUGCCACACCACCUGCUCCUGCUGCGCUCUGCCCCCAGCAUGCCACAUCUGCAGAUUUUAUUCAGCACACGUCCAUCCCCUGCAACCGUUCAAGCCUUUUUUUGAAAUCAGCAAGACUUUGCAUGUUGGAUUCCAGUUGAGGGACUUUAAAGUGUGUCCUAUGGGAGAGAAGGGAAAUUGCAACCCAGAAUGCAAAACUACCUCACUCUGCUGUCUCAGCACUUGACCAGUAGAAGCUCCAUGUUUUUGGACUGGUGAAAAAUGAAAGCUCCCAUUCCUCUUCUGAUCCUGCUUCAUGCCGUCGUGGUCCAUGGCCUGAAAGUGGUGUCGAAGAGAGGCUCAGUGGAAGGCUGCACGGAUUGGUCAGUGGACUACCUGAAAUAUAAGGUGCUUCUGGGGGAACCUGUACGGAUUAAAUGCGCUUUAUUCUAUGGAUAUAUUCGGGCCAACUACACCCAUGCGCAGAGCGCAGGACUUAGCCUUAUGUGGUACAAGAGUGCAGGACAUGGGGACUUUGAGGAACCCAUCAGUUUUGACGGUACAAGGAUGAGCAAGGAGGAGGACGCCAUAUGGUUUCGACCAGCAGAGUUGGACGACGUGGGGUACUAUUCCUGCGUAUUAAGGAACUCCACAUACUGCAUGAAGGUGUCCAUGUCUCUCACGGUGGCAGAGAAUGACACAGACCUCUGCUACAACUCCAAAAUGAGGUUCUUUGAGAAGGCAGAACUAAGUAAAAGCAAAGACAUCACGUGCCCGGGCAUUGAGGAUUAUCUACAGCCAGGAGUGGAGCCUGAGAUUGUGUGGUACAAGGAAUGCAAGCCAAAGCAGUGGAGACAAACCAUAGAAAGGAGGAGGGACACUCUGUCCAUCAAGGAAGUACGGGAAGAUGACAUUGGGAAUUACACCUGCGAAUUACAGUUUGGAAACUUUUUGGUACGGAGGACGACAGAGCUAUCCGUCACAGCUCCCCUGACAGACAAGCCGCCAAAAAUCCUUUUCCCCUCGGAGAGCCAAAUGAGCGUCAUAGAAAUGGCAAUAGGAAAUCCUGUGAACCUGACGUGCAGAGCGUUCUUCGGAUACAGUGGAGACGUCAGUCCUCUUAUCUACUGGAUGAAGGGGGAGAAGUUUAUAGAGGAUCUGGAUGAGGAGCGCGUUCAGGAGACUGACAUCAAGACAAUCCGGGAGCACCUGGGGGAGCAGGAGGUCUCCAUCUCCCUGACCAUUGACUCCCUGGAGGAGAGCGACCUUGGUAACUACUCCUGCUACGUGGAGAACGGCAACGGGCGGCGACAGGCCAACAUCCAGCUCACCAAGAAAGCUGAGCUGAUGUACACGGUGGAGCUGGCCGGAGGUCUGGGAGCCAUCCUGAUGCUGCUCAUCUGUCUGGUGACGCUGUACAAGUGCUACAGGAUUGAGCUCAUGCUCUUCUACAGGAACCACUUUGGCAGCGAGGAUAUAGAUGGAGAUAACAAGGACUAUGACGCUUACCUGUCCUACACCAAAGUGGACCCGGACCAGUGGAGCCAGGAGACCCGAGAGGAGGAGCGCUUUGCCCUGGAGAUCCUCCCCGACGUGCUGGAGAAGCAUUAUGGGUAUAAACUCUUCAUUCCAGACAGGGACUUGAUCCCCACAGGAACGUACAUCGAGGACGUAGCGCGCUGCGUGGACCAGAGCAAGCGGCUCAUCAUCGUGAUGACGCCCAGCUAUGUGGUGCGGAGGGGGUGGAGUAUCUUUGAGCUGGAGACGAGGCUGCGCAACAUGCUGGUGACCGGCGAGAUCAAGGUCAUCCUGAUCGAGUGCGCCGAGCUGCGCGGCAUCAUGAACUACCAGGAAGUGGAGGCCCUCAAACACACCAUCAAGAUGCUGACGGUCAUCAAGUGGCGCGGGCCGUCCAGCAACAAGCUCAACUCCAAAUUCUGGAAGCAGCUGCUCUACGAGAUGCCCUUCAAGCGCAUGGAGCCCCUCAGCAUCUCCCACGAGCAGGUGCUGGACGUCAGCGAGCAGGGCCCCUUCGGUGAGCUCCAGACCGUCUCGGCCAUCUCCAUGGCGGCGGCCACCUCCACCGCGAUGGCGACGGCACACCCGGACUUGCGCUCCACCUUCCACAACUCUUGCCACACCCAGAUGAGGCAGAAACACUAUUACCGUAGCUACGACUACGACCUGCCGCCCGGCGGGACGCUACCGCCACUCCCGCCGCUCUCCACGCUAGGCAGCCAGCACACCUACUGCAACAUCCCCAUGACGCUCAUCAACGGACAGCGGCCGCAGUCCAAGUCGCCGCGCCAGCAGAGUCUGGAGGAGGCCCACGGGAACAACGCCAUGCUGCCGCUGCUGCCCAGAGAGACCAGUAUAUCCAGCGUCAUCUGGUGACAGAGACAGAGCCGAGCGGGGUAGACUGUGGAUCUAUAUGAUGUCCGUCACAGGGAGGACUCACCACUGGAACUCUGGACCCUGAAUGCACCGGAGCCAUGUGGACCUGACUGGCACUAAGCUACUUGCUGCUGUUGAAUUUGCACCAGGAAACAUCAGGGGGGACUGGAGAGAGGAGACACACUGGACACAUCGGGGACAGAGCUGGUGGCAGUUUUUCUUUUGUUUUUGUUUUGGUCCAAUAAGAGCUUUUAUUGAAACUGAACGACAAAAAAAGAAACAAGGAGAACUUUUGUAUGCCUGUAUAAACACUCACGUAACACAAGCCAACACCUACGAUCAUUUACCCAGAAAGUCAAGGAAUACAGGGUCCUGUACAUACGUUUUUCUAAUUCUUUGUAGCAUCAGUGUUUGGGACUUCUUAUGUUUUACCAUCAGCUGGGACUUUUUUUUUUUUCGUUCGUUUUGUUUUAGUUUGUAUAAAAGUGAAGCAAUGGCCUGUGAGAUGUUUUGGAUAAACCGUUGUUACCUUUAUCUUAAUUUGUUGGCUGGUGUAGUUUAUAAAGCUUUGGGAUUUUUUCGGGGAGGGUGCAGGGGGGGUUGGAGAGCGGCAGCCUUCGGGAGAUGAGAACGAUUUGGUUUUGGAUUUCCAGGAGUUUCUGCUCCACCGGCUGCUGUCAAGGGUUGGAAAUCUGGACUCAACCAGAAUAUGCAAAAUAUGGAGUCCAGAGAGCAGGGAAGAGAUGGGUUUCACAAAUCAUAUUCGAACGCUUUGGGAAAAGUCAUAUCUGUGGAUGAGGAUAUGAAGAACAUGGUGCUAGGCUUCACAUCUCUCUGUUUCUCUCACGAUAACAUUUACUUUAAAAAAAAAAAAAAACAGCCUUGCUAUUUACCUUAACAGAUGAUUAUAUCACCGAAAAAUUAAUUAUGUGUAUUAUUUUAUGAAAAAAGAAAAGUAUAUUUUUGUAACUGAGGGAUAUUUGCUUAGAGAUGUUAUACCUAUAAAGUUUCUGGUGGAAGGAUUUGGGGGAAACUAAAUAAAAAAAAGAGCAAUGUUUUGUUAUGUGGAACUGCACAGCUCACGAAAAUCAAUAGGUCAUUCACUAAAUGUCUUACUCUUAUAUUGCAAGAGAAAAAAAACAGUUUGUUUGUUGUUUUCAUCAUUAAAAAGAGGAGUUUUGACAUUUCAAGCAUACCACGGA